Pogona vitticeps (central bearded dragon) is the source of this 1127-nucleotide messenger RNA. RefSeq names its product keratocan (gene KERA). Gene Ontology annotation, molecular function: protein binding. NCBI's taxonomy places the organism in Eukaryota, Metazoa, Chordata, Lepidosauria, Squamata, Agamidae. The record is from RefSeq and is a predicted model, not a curated record.
GUCAACCUCUUACACUCUCACAACAGUGACCAAUAGGAAGAACAGAAGAAAAUCCAAGAAAGCCGAGGUAAAUGAUGAAUGUAAAACUCUGUUCCAACCUUUUGGUAGUCUUCUUGACCCACACUGUGUCAACCCAAAAUAUCAGAUUAAUGGAUGAUGAACUUGAUCCAUAUGAUUGGUCUCUCUACAGCUUUGAGUGUCCACAAGAAUGUUUUUGUCCACCUAGCUUCCCAAAUGCUUUAUACUGUGACAGCAAGGAACUUAAAGAAAUACCUGCCAUCCCAGCAAGGAUAUGGUAUCUCUAUCUGCAAAAUAAUCACAUUGGAACUGUUACAGGGAAAUCCUUUAUGAAUGCCACUCAAUUAAAAUGGAUAAAUCUGAACAAGAACAAAAUCACAAGCAAUGGCAUUGAAAAAGGUGUGUUCAGCAACAUGAAAAAUCUACUUUACUUGUUUCUUGAAGACAAUGAAUUAGAAGAAGUGCCUGCUCCACUGCCAGCAAGCUUAGAGCAGCUGCGUUUAGCAAGGAACAAAAUCACUACAAUCCCUGAAGGAGCUUUCAGCAAUUUGGAAAACCUCACUGUGUUAGAUCUACAUCAAAACACGCUGCUGGACAGCACUCUCUCAAGUAAUACCUUCCAGGGACUCAACAGUCUCAUGCAACUCAAUAUCGCUCAGAAUUCACUCACUAAAAUGCCACCAGCCCUUCCAAAUAAUGUCGUGCAACUGUAUUUGGACAAUAAUUCUAUUGAAGCCAUACCAGCAAAUUACUUUGAUGCAAUGCUCAAACUGGUUUUCCUUCGAUUGAACAACAAUAAAUUAACUGAUGAAGGUCUGCCAAUGAACGUCUUUAAUAUUUCAUCUCUUCUUGUCCUUCAGCUAUCUUACAAUGCACUCACCAGAAUCCCUGCUAUCAGUGUUCACCUUGAACACCUUCAUCUCGAUAACAACAAGAUUGACAAUGUGAAUGGAACUCAGAUGUGUCCAGUUCCUAUCGCAGGGGAUUAUGUCUAUGAGAGAAAUGUGCCAGCACUCCGUUAUCUCCGUCUAGAUGGCAAUGAAAUCAAACCCCCAAUUCCAUUUGAUCUGAUGUUAUGCUUCCGGCUCCUUCAGGCUGUUGUUGUUUAA